Diaporthe batatas is the source of this 360-nucleotide messenger RNA. RefSeq lists its product as uncharacterized. The coding region runs from base 1 to 360 and encodes 119 amino acids. The record is from RefSeq and is a predicted model, not a curated record. The transcript has 3 exons. NCBI's taxonomy places the organism in Eukaryota, Fungi, Ascomycota, Sordariomycetes, Diaporthales, Diaporthaceae.
AUGUCUGCUCGCGGAUCUCAAUCUGGUUCCAGGCCUUCUAGCUCAGGCGGGCGUGUGCCGUCGUCGGACAUUAGCAGCCUCGAGUUCGUCGCAGGCACCCUGCCAGACAGUCUGCCUGAGCCAUACAGGAGCCACGUCAAGGACAAGUCAUUCAAGAAGACUGUCAAGGGCUGGAGCGACAAGAUCAAGAAGGCCAAGAUCAAGGGACAGCCUCACCAGUCGUCCACUGCUCCAGAGCAAGGAGUGGUGACCUCUAUCCAGCUGCUGAACGCGGCCGGGAAGAAGGUCGUCGACACAGUUCACGUGCUUUACGAUGGAACUCUGGAGAGGGCCAAGGCCUACUACAAGAACAAGAAGUAG